Pogoniulus pusillus (Red-fronted tinkerbird) is the source of this 6166-nucleotide messenger RNA. RefSeq names its product prostaglandin F2 receptor inhibitor (gene PTGFRN). Gene Ontology annotation, cellular component: membrane. The record is from RefSeq and is a predicted model, not a curated record. NCBI's taxonomy places the organism in Eukaryota, Metazoa, Chordata, Aves, Piciformes, Lybiidae. Bases 128 to 2782 code for a protein of 884 amino acids. The transcript is spliced from 9 exons.
GGCGGGCGGCUCCGUGUGCUGGCAGGGCAGCGGCAGCGGCAGGCAGAGCGGCCGGCCGAGGAGCCGCCGGUCCCCGGGCGAGGCGAGCGUGUGUGCCGGCCAUCCCCUGCCGCGCAGUCCUGCCAGCAUGGGGCACCGCGGGAAGAAGGCGUGCUGCCUGCCUUUGCUGCUGCUGCUGCUGCUCGCUCUCUGCAGAGGGCGCGUUGUGAGAGUGCCCACAGGCCCUCUCAUUCGGGUCCUGGGCACGGAGGUGGCGAUCCCUUGCAGCGUCAGCGACUACGAUGGCCCCAGCGAGCAGAACUUCGACUGGGAGUUCUCAGGCGAGGCUGGCUUCGUGCGCAUCAUGAGCACCUGGGACUCCGCCUUCACCUCCGAGCAGUACCGGCAGCGCGUGGGCCGCGGCGACAUCCAACUGCGGCGCAGCAGCAACGAUGCUGUGGAGCUUGUGAUUGCAAGCAUCCAGCCAGCUGACCAGGGCAGAUACAAGUGUUCCACGCCCAGCACUGACGCCACCGUCCAGGGAAACUAUGAUGCAGAGGUCCAAGUGAGAGUGAUUCCCGACGGCUUAUCGGUGAGCGGUUCAAAAGCACGUUCCUCCAUGCCUCUCAGGCUGUCUGAGGGUGACUCCUUCAAGCUGCGCUGCUCAGCAGUUACCACCUCUCUGGAGCACACUCACUUGCAUGUGACUUGGCAGAUCAAAAGUGGAGCAGUGUGGCAGGACAUCCUGUCUUUGACUCACGAGGGCAAAUUCCAGCCGGGCCCUGGCUACGAAGAGCGCUAUCGCAAUGGAGAGAUCCGCUUGGACACGGGAGCGAAUGACACCUACUGGCUGGCUGUGUCCCAGGCCUCCUCCGUGGAUGGAGGUGCCUACAGGUGUCUUGUGAGCGAGUGGGUGAGAGGGGCAGACAGCUCAUGGCAGAAGAUUCAGGAGAAGAGCGUGGAAAUAGCCACUGUGGCAAUCCAGCGCACCGCUCUAGAUGUGGUCAUCUCAACAAGCAAUGUGUCUGUGACUGAAAGAGACUCCCUGGAUCUCACAUGCAACAUCACGACAGACAGGAGCGGUGUUUUCCAAGCGGAAGUGACCUGGUACUUUUCUGUGUCCCCUGAUGAUGCUUUGUCAGCUGCUCAGGUCUUGCUGAGCAUGGACCACGAUUCUGUUGUCAGCGAUUCAACUCUCAUCAGCAUGAGCCACGUGGAUAGGAACUCCUAUCGCCUGCUAGUGCGUGAUGUGGCUGUGGAAGACUCCGGCUACUACUUCUGCCAAGCAGCUGUCUGGGUACCACUGCACAACGGGAGCUGGCAGAAGGUGGUGGAAAGGACAUCUGCGCCAGUCAAUGUGAUGGUGACAGCUUUAGAGCCAGACUACGAGGUGUUUCUGAAUGCCUCUAAAACACCCAAGUUCUCAGAUGACCCCACGGAGCUCAACUGCAUGAUCACAAACGCGCAGGACACUGAAGCAAACCUCCGCUUCGCGGUCUCCUGGUAUUACCGGCAGCACUUGCCCGGGGAUGAUGUGGCGACAGAGGAGCUGCUGGCCACGAUGGAUGCAGACUGGACUCUGCUGCUUGGGGCCCGGAGCAGAGAGAGGACUCAGAACGGGGAAAUCAUCUUCUUUAAGAAGGCUGUUGGCAUCUUCAGUUUGCGAAUCCAGUGGACUUCAGAGGGUGACAGAGGGGAUUAUUUCUGUGUCAUUUCUGCCUGGAGUAAGCACCGCAACAACAGCUGGGUCAAGAGCAAGGAUGUGAUUUCUCCACCUGUCAGCAUCUUCUGGGCUACACAAGAUUACACGCUGACAGUGGAGGCGGUGAAGUUGAAGCCGUUCUUUGUGGCAGGCCACACCUUUGAGAUGACCUGCAAAGUGUCCUCGAAGAACAUCAAGACCCCGCGCUACUCCGUGCUCAUCACCGCGGAGAAGCCGCUGGCCGACCGCUCGAGCCCCAACGGCACCACCCGCAUCAUCUCCCUGAGCCAGGACUCCGUGGUGCGCCUGGAGGACUGGAGCGACCAGGCUCGCGUGGACGGCGUGGUGCUGGAGAAGGUGCAGGAGAACGAGUUCCGCUACAGGAUGUACCAGACCCAGAUCUCCGAUGCUGGGCUCUAUCGCUGCCUGGUGACCGCCUGGUCCCCGGGCGGGGGUGGCAUGUGGCGGGAAGCGGUGAAUGGCUUCUCCAACCCUAUCCAGAUAGACUUCCAGACGUCAGGUCCCGUGUUCAAUGUCUCAGUGCACUCUGACAACCCCACGGUUUACCAGGGCGAGCUGGCAGAUCUGCUCUGCAUCGUCACCACCGAAGGGAUGCCCCUCGAGCCAGAUGAUAUGUCCUUCGAUGUCUCCUGGCUGGCCGUGCGCUCCUUCGCGCUGGACAGGGAGCCUGUGCUGCUGGCCUCGCUGGACCGGAGAGGGAUCGUGACCCAGAGCAGGAGGAACGGGAGCAGCGACCUCAGCCUGGAGAGAAUCAGCCCGCUGGAGUUCCGCCUCCGCCUGCACGGCUGCCAGGACCACGACUUCGGCAACCACUACUGUGUAGUCACCCCAUGGGUGCGAUCUGCCACUGGUGUGUGGCAGCAGGAGCCUGACAUCAAAGCCAAACCCAUCUUUCUGUCUGUGAAAAUGGAUGUUCUGAAUGCUUUCAAGUAUCCCCUGUUGAUUGGCAUCAGUCUGGCCACUGUCAUUGGACUCUUAUCCUGCCUCAUUGGCUACUGCAGCUCCCGUUGGUGCUGCAAGAAGGAGGUGCAGGAGACAAGACGAGAGCGUCGCCGGCUGAUGUCGAUGGAGAUGGACUGAGCGUGGGAGCCAGACGUGCUUGCGUUUCGGGAGAGACUCAGCCUGGGCACUCUUGGACUGUGCCGAGCCACUGGCUCACAGGACCAGGCAAGGCAGUGUAUUUCUGCUCUGAUUUCAACCUGGACCUCAAGCUUCUCGCCUCUCCUCGUUACACGUCACGGGCUGAGAGCGUUCAGGCCAUGUUUACUGACUUGGAGUUCUCCUUUUCCAGCAGCACUUUCUGCGUAGGAAUUGUGUCCUUCCUUCAGUGGGGCCCUGUGGCAAACUUCACCCAGGUUGUUUGGGUUUUUGGUUGGUUGGUUGGUGGUUUUUUUUCCAUCUGCUCUUGGUUUUGACAAGAUGUGCCCACAUGAAAGCAUGAUGGGCAGGGUGAUGGGUGGGAAAGGGGCCAGUAGAAGUGUUAGGCUUCAGUUGUAUUAACCAAUCUACUUCUCCCCUCUACCCCGUCACAACAUCAUGUUCCCUUUCUCUGCCUUGGUAUCUGACAGGCUUCUGUGUUAGUUGAAGGCUGGAGAAGACUCCUCUGCUGGUGCCUCCUGAGGCCAUUGCAGCAAGGAGCUGGUUGCUCGUUGUCAGCAUGCCUUCUCUUCUCUGGCUCUCCAAAGGCUUGCAGUUAGCUCCCAAACAUCACUUGCCUAGAGGUCUUUGAGGCACUUUACUUCAAACUGGUAGUUUAUUUUCAGUGCUCAGAGCUCUUAGCUGUGGUGCCUGGGGCCUAACUUGGCAACCCUGAAGACUCAAUCCUCAGGCAAGCAUUUGUUGGAUGUCCUCUUAUGGCCACUUUCUUUCCUACCCCUCCACUUUAUCUCCUCGCUACAGCUGCUCGCGUUGUGUCUGAGACCCUGUUCUGCUUGUGGCAGGGGGGGCACAUAAUGUCCAGGAAUAAAGCCCUGCCCUUUGCUGGCCUUGGCAGAGAGAUAGGAGGCCUUGCCCCACUGGUUAUGGUGUGACUUCUGGAUGCAAAACAAAGCAAAGAGCUGGGUCCUUGUCUGCAGUUGGCCAAGUGAUCCCGUUUAGAGAGGCCCAGUAAAUUAUCUAUUGCUAGGUGCACAAACCAGAUACUAAUGCUGCUUCUGCCAGUCACUCAGUGGUACCUCUUGAACCUGUGAACAGAGCCUGAGAUCUGCAGCAGUUGAAGUGCAGCUCAGGGUAGAAGUAGGGUCAAGCCUGAGAGGGCAGCAAGAAUCCUUCAGCUUCCAGUGCUCCUGGGCUUACGUGUGGUCCUGCAGCAGGACCUUCCCCAUCGGUCUGAGAACUGUUCUGAUAUCACAGAAGUUGUGCUUUUGUCUUCCACACACUGACCUGGCUCCUGAGCUGGGAGCAGCUUCUGUUUCAGGCAGUUCUGCCUUCUCAGCACAACUGGUGUUUUAAGCAAUAAAAAUCAGCAUAAAGAUACUGUGUAUAAACCAGGACUAGCAGGACCACACCACCAGCUGAUGUCACAGCCUGGGGUCGGUUUGCAUCAAGUAGGGUGAUGAAUGCAGAGUUGAGGCCUCAAGGGCUCAACCCUUUCCAGAUGUUCUUCAUAAAGUAAAAGAUGUUAAAUGAGAACAUCCAUGGAAGGUAGUGGCUGUGAUGUGCUCUUGCUAGUCCAGACUGAGCCUGCCUCACUAAGAGCUCAUCUCGCUGCACGUUCCAGGGGAGCCGCAGGGCUAGUAUCUGUGCUACAAAGACUUUGUCUUGCUUUGGCCUUUGUGGAAGCUUGCAGUCAGCUCUGCCUUUCCAAAAUCCUGUGGCUUUGCAGUGAGAUUUUUUCCUGUGCUUCCCUCCUGCCCCAUUUUGCAUUGUUCUGAGGCUGAUGUGUGGAGCUGUUUGCCUCCCACAGGCGAGCAUGCACGCAGUGACAUAUACACACAUUUGUAUACACAGAGGUGGCCACUGGUUUUUGGAAGCUGAAUGCUGGAUGUCUUGAAAAUAGACUUGAUUUUGCAGUUGGGGCUUGCAAUGUGGUAUUUGAGUCUUUAAGGCAUUUGGUGUAGGAUUCCAAAACGUAUAAACCUGUGAAAGACUUUGGCCUGAACAUUCACAACAACAUUUUUCUUCUUGGCCUAGUGUCUUCUUUUCCAGAGAGCUCUCAAAAGACCUGUCUUGCAGACAGAGGUACCUGUGUGUGCUGAGGACCAGGCCAGAGGCACUCUCUAGCUUUUGCUGUGAAAGCCAAGGAAUCUGUAGUGAUGUUUUCCAAAGAAAGGAAGCUGAGGGAAGGUUUUGCUCAGAUACUACUCUGCCAGCAAGAAUUUCUCAUCCUCUCCUGUCUGUCUGCCACAGAGGAAUCUUGCUUUUGCCUUGGAUGCUGUGGAACAAGGUUCUGAUGCUUGGGAUGCUGGCUGUCUUUCCCACUGCUGACCCAGCAGCUUUUUUCCUGCAUUACCAUCUGCUUUCCUCAUGGAAGGCCUGUGGCAUGGGGUGUCUUGGGAGGGGGCACAGUGGUGGUGAAGCUCGAAGCACAGCAUCAGUCACUUUCUGUCCUCGCAGGCUGACUCCUUGUUUAUGUGCUCUUAGUUAAGUUUUAGGUAGAGAGGAUCAGGACUGAAACGCAAUAAUUAGGGAAUGAAUGAGCAGGGAAGUGCCAGCUCUCCUCAAGCACACAAUACAGCACAUUUUCUCCCUGCUGGAAAAAUCUCAGGGUUAUUUUGGUUAGGGCUCCCUGCUCCUCUAGUGAAAGGUCCCCGUGUCCUUAGCUAAUGCUGACCUUCCCUUCGUGGCCCCCAACAAACCAUCUUUGUCAUUCCAAGUGAAGCAAGUCCGUGCUUGAUCACUUCUGACUCAUGCUGCUGCCAGCCCCUCGGAAGGUAAUGCUGCAUCUCCUUUCCACCCUGUAUUUGCUGUAGUUGGAAGGACAGAAGCUGAGGGGCUCAGACUUACCCCCGCCCCUUCUUUCCUUCUACUUGUGCCAAUUUUGUAUUGUCCCCUUUUUUAAAAGUAGUGUGGGAAUCACAUCUCUAAUGGAAAAAAACCCAGAGUCACUUUUCCUGUUUUUAUUUGCUGUGUGAGCAGGGUUUGUGUGUGAGUGGAGGUGUGUGUGCAUCUGGUUGUGUAUUAAACCUGCAGACUAUCAGAAGAGUAAGCUGCCCAAGGUGCAUUGCAAGCAUCCACAUCCCUCCCUGCUGCAACCUGUGGUAUUGUCAAAGUAUCCUAAGGGCUCAUGUUGAUCUUCCUCUGUUUGCAUUGCAACAUCUCCUGGUAAACUCCUCCAGGCACUUAGAAUUUCGAUCCAGGACAAGCUUGAACAUCAUGUAGCAAGAGGACAAGAUGUUUUCUUUCUUUUGGUUACAAAAUACCCUGUUUGGCACAAUUCUGGAAUGCAGGUACUGAACAGUUCUAACAGUGCUGUGUAAAAUGUUUCUUUUUAUGUUUAAAAUAAAGAAUGAGCCUUUUUGAUUA